AUCGUAAAUUACCUGCGGAACCAUUCUUUGCUGGCCACUGCACCGACACGGACAUGUUUUUCCGACACACUUGUUCAAAGACGCAACAUUUGAAAUGGCUGUUACCCUUCAAACAGAUCUAGGAGAAAUUAAAAUCGAAUUGUUUUGUGAGCGCGCACCGAGAACAUGUGAGAACUUCCUUGCUUUGUGUGCCAGUGGCUUCUACACUGGCUGUGUCUUCCACCGCAAUAUUAAAGGUUUCAUGGUUCAAACUGGAGAUCCUACAGGUACAGGCAAAGGAGGAACAAGUAUAUGGGGCCGCAAAUAUGAAGAUGAGUUCAGUGAGCACCUAAAACAUAAUGUAAGAGGAGUGGUCUCAAUGGCAAACAAUGGCCCCAACACAAAUGGCUCCCAGUUUUUCUUCACAUAUGCCAAACAGCCCCAUCUGGACAUGAAGUACACGGUGUUUGGAAAGAUCAUCGAUGGCCUGGAAGCACUGGAUGAACUGGAGAAACUUCCCGUCAAUGAGAAGACGUUCCGACCGCUGACGGAAACCCGGAUAAAGGAUGUGACCAUUCAUGCCAAUCCUUUUGCUGCAUAGACAGUUUUCUCUUCAAAUAUGCAAAUUGUUCUUUUUUCCAAUAAGCCUAUUGGUCCAGUGUAAAGUACCCUGCCAAGGUUAAAAUAGAUAACUUGUUAGAGGCUAGAAAUUAGAUAGAAAGCUCCCAGACAUCAUCAUGACACAGACUCUGAAAUUAUAUAAUGCUGAGCUGUCCUAACAAAAUCACAUUUUUGUACCAGCAUUUUGUAAUAUUUUUGUUGUAAACGUCAUUUAAAUUCUGAGUGAAACUUACUUAGUGGUUUGAAUACGUCAACACUUAAAUUGCUGUCCAUCCUGAAGCAAAAUUCAUGUGUAUGCUCUUUCAAAUGUUGUAACUUGGUAUGCUUAUUGUUAUUUUAUGAAAUUAUUUGCAUUGCAAUUAAAGGCUAACCUUUUUCUGUUUAUCUUCAUAAAUUCACAGUUUAGUACAAAAAGAAAACACGCCCCUGACUUUGUACACCACUGCUACACACACAGUCUGAUCCUUUUUUAUUCUUGAUAGGCAAUAUAAAUAAGCCGUCAAUGUUUUGUACUAAAUAAAACGUUUGUAAAUAA
Molecule: messenger RNA, 1135 nt
Organism: Anarrhichthys ocellatus (wolf-eel)
Lineage: Eukaryota; Metazoa; Chordata; Actinopteri; Perciformes; Anarhichadidae
Gene: ppil3
Product: peptidylprolyl isomerase (cyclophilin)-like 3
Exons: 6
Coding region: 95-580 (161 amino acids)
Biological process (GO): protein peptidyl-prolyl isomerization; protein folding
Cellular component (GO): catalytic step 2 spliceosome
Molecular function (GO): peptidyl-prolyl cis-trans isomerase activity
Source: RefSeq, a predicted model, not a curated record